UCAGCUACUCGAGCAUGGAAACACGGUUAUAAUGCCGCCUCGAGCCUCUUAGCCCUCAUGGAGGGUGGCCGUUCUCAUCGAAGUGGCACCAACGCACACUCAAGAUCAACCGGCAGGACGAGAGGGCAGCGCUUGGAUUCUUACACGGCACGUGGGCAGCGCCAGAUAGGUGUCUUCGAACGGUGCCUGAAAACGCUCGUUGUGUCGACGGGAUUCGAGCCGGCAACCCUCCCCGACGAUCUCGGAGCGCUCAGUUUUUCCGUAGCUCAGGUAGACACGAUUGCGGGGAACGUGACGGGCCUUUCGAACGUUUCCACUAAAGGCGCCAGCUGGACAUCUGUCGGUGAGUGCGGCAUACGGGCUCGGUUCGACCUGGUGUUCACGGGUCUCAGGGUCAAUGCGACAGCGUCGGUCAGCGCCAUGUUUAUGAGCAGGAGCGUGACCUUCGAGAUGGAGAUCCCGGAAGUGGAAGUCAUUCUAGAGAUCCAAGAAACCGAAGAUGCGCUUCAAGUUACCACCUACGACCUGACCUUCACCUCUAACGUCACUGUAACAGCGUCAGUUGAGGGGACAGUUGGCAGGAUUUUUGACUUCUUCGGUGGACUAUCCAAUGUUACCCUAGGAGACGAUGAUCUUCUGCUAAUCAAGUCGUCUUCGCGCAGAUACGUUCAACAAAUCGCCGAAGCGGUUAGAGGGUUCAUCGCCGAUCCUCCGCCCAUGCCGAUGGCGCAGAUCCGCCGAGGGCGACCAUCUGUGACUUUUUAUUAAAUGUUCAUGCUGGAAUAAAGAAAAAUAUUGGCGCGAAUUCUACGAACACUUACGGCGAGCAGGUUCGCAUGCACAGCAUGUUGCGGUAUUCGUUAUGAGAAUAUGCUUUCUUCGACGAAAAUGCA
Molecule: messenger RNA, 893 nt
Organism: Rhipicephalus sanguineus (brown dog tick)
Lineage: Eukaryota; Metazoa; Arthropoda; Arachnida; Ixodida; Ixodidae
Exons: 2
Coding region: 58-768 (236 amino acids)
Source: RefSeq, a predicted model, not a curated record